AUGUCCAAAAAGCAGGAAUAUAUCGCGCCAAUCAAAUAUCACAACAGCUUGCCUGUACCACAAUUACCGCCUAAACUUCUAGUUUACCCAGAGGAUCCGGAAACCAAUCCAGACUCCUCCCAAUUAAUAGAUUCGCUAUACAUCAAAACUAACGUCACUAAUCUUAUUCAGCAAGAUGAAGAUCUAGGUAUGCCGGUUGAUUUGAUGAAAUUCCCAGGCCUAUUGAACAAGUUGGAUUCUAAACUGCUGUACGGCUUUGAUAACGUCAAAUUGGACAAGGAUGAUCGAAUUUUGCUGAGGGACCCGAGAAUAGAUAGGUUAACCAAAACUGAUGUAUCCAAGGUUACUUUCUUAAGACGUACUGAGUAUGUGUCCAACACAAUUGCAGCUCAAGACUCCACGUCUCUGAAGAGGAAAAGGCGUUUGGAUGAUGAAGAAUCGGAUGAUGAUAACCUUGAUGUCAAUCAUAUAAUCGGUAGAGUAGAGGGAACAUUCAAUAAAACAGAUACAUGGAAGCAUCCAGUAAAAAAGGGUGUCAAAAUGGUCAAAAAAUGGGACUUGUUGCCCGACACGGCCUCAAUGGACCAAAUAUAUUUUAUCUUGAAAUUUAUGGGCAGUGCAUCUUUGGAUACUAAGGAAAAGAAGGCUUUGAAUACAGGUAUAUUCAGACCAGUGGAACUGGAAGAGGAUGAAUGGAUUUCUAUGUAUGCCACUGAUCAUAAGGAUUCUGCCAUUUUGGAGAACGAAUUGGAAAAAGGAAUGGAUGAAAUGGACGAUGACUCUCACGAAGGUAAGAUAUACAAAUUUAAAAGAAUAAGGGACUAUGACAUGAAACAAGUGGCUGAAAAGCCAAUGACGGAGCUAGCUAUUCGAUUGGACGAUAAAGACGGUGUAGCUUACUACAAACCUUUACGUUCCAAGAUCGAGUUGAGGCGUAGGAGGGUAAAUGACAUCAUUAAACCGUUGGUGAAAGAACACGAUAUAGAUCAAUUGAAUGUUACUGUAAGAAAUCCCAGCACCAAAGAAGCUAACAUAAGGGACAAAUUAAGAAUGAAAUUUGACCCUAUAAAUUUCGCCACCGUAGACGAAGAAGACGAUGAAGAGGAGGAACAACUAGAAGACGUUAAGAAAGAAUCAGACCGUGACUUCGAAAAAGAAGAACCUAAAGAAGAAGAAGAACCUACUCAAGAAGAGAAGCCUGUUGUUGAUACAUCUGAAACUUUAGAUACUGCUACCACUGAGCAAGCGCCAGAGGGAGAAAAGAAAACUUUGCAAGAAGAAUAG
Messenger RNA from Saccharomyces mikatae IFO 1815, 1284 nucleotides. RefSeq names its product Paf1p (gene PAF1). Gene Ontology annotation, molecular function: RNA polymerase II complex binding; chromatin binding. The coding region runs from base 1 to 1284 and encodes 427 amino acids. Gene Ontology annotation, biological process: transcription elongation by RNA polymerase II. The transcript has a single exon. The record is from RefSeq and is a predicted model, not a curated record. Gene Ontology annotation, cellular component: Cdc73/Paf1 complex. NCBI's taxonomy places the organism in Eukaryota, Fungi, Ascomycota, Saccharomycetes, Saccharomycetales, Saccharomycetaceae.